Molecule: messenger RNA, 6517 nt
Organism: Coregonus clupeaformis (lake whitefish)
Lineage: Eukaryota; Metazoa; Chordata; Actinopteri; Salmoniformes; Salmonidae
Product: serine/threonine-protein kinase ULK1
Exons: 27
Coding region: 597-3737 (1046 amino acids)
Biological process (GO): autophagosome organization; axon extension; protein autophosphorylation
Cellular component (GO): cytoplasm; autophagosome
Molecular function (GO): protein serine/threonine kinase activity; ATP binding
Source: RefSeq, a predicted model, not a curated record
GAGAGCAAUUGAAGGCUAGCACUGACCUUGUUGAGACCAUCAUCGAUACGAGGAUUCCACUGGGGGGGGGGGCUGGAACUAUUAGCUACUCAAGCCCAUUGAAAAUAUAACUAAAUAUAUGCCGCUUGCAUAAAUGUUAUGGACUUGCGUUGGAACAAAUGAAAACACAUUAUUGAACGUGUUGCAACGGAGCCAACGAUUUCCGCUGUAUACAAACAAAAACACAGAGGCUUGCCUUCUGUUUUUAAGGUGGAUAUUUUUUGCUAGCAGUAAGCUAGCCUACAUUGCUAUUGGGGCAUUGUGUCUUUGUAAACACUGCGUCAGUUGUGUUAGCUAGCUAGCUAGCUACCAAAACAAAAAAAGAUGGGACUCGUAUAUUGUUGAAAGGAGCAGGCUGACUCCUUUCCAUUCGUUACCAACAUGAGAGAAGAAAGUCGUUCUUUCUUAGGAAGGCAGUUCAUGGCAAUCGAAAGACGGGGUGAACUUUCCUGCUGCCCCGACUUCACGGAGGAUAAAGGGACAUCCGAGAGAGGAUAUAUGCGACCGUGCAACGCUUGUCAUUUUACUUCAAUGUAAAACUCCGAGGCUCUGGAGCGAUGGAGACCGUGGGGAAAUUCGAGUUCAGCAGGAAGGAUUUGAUAGGACACGGUGCAUUUGCGGUGGUGUUCAAAGGCAGGAAUAGAGAGAAACAUGACUGGGAGGUGGCUGUGAAAUGCAUAAACAAGAAAAACUUGGCAAAAUCUCAGACCCUUUUGGGGAAAGAGAUCAAGAUACUCAAGGAACUAAAACAUGAGAACAUUGUUGCAUUACAUGACUUUCAGGAAACGGCAAGUUCUGUGUACCUGGUCAUGGAGUACUGCAAUGGUGGGGACCUGGCGGACUAUCUGCACUCCAAGGGCACCCUGAGCGAGGACACCAUCCGGGUGUUUCUGCAGCAGAUAGCCGGAGCCAUGAGGGUGCUGCAGGCCAAGGAUAUCAUCCACAGAGACCUCAAACCCCAGAACAUCCUGCUCUCCUACCCCGCAGGACGCAAGUCCCACUCCACCAACACCUGCAUCAAGAUAGCUGACUUUGGGUUUGCCCGGUACCUUCAGAACAACAUGUUGGCUGCCACUCUGUGUGGGUCCCCUAUGUACAUGGCACCUGAAGUCAUCAUGUCUCAGAACUAUGAUGCCAAGGCUGACCUGUGGAGCAUUGGAACCAUUUUAUUCCAAUGUCUGACUGGGAAAGCACCGUUUCAGGCUAGCAGUCCCCAGGACCUCCGGCUGUUUUAUGAGAAAAACAAGAACCUCAGCCCCAACAUCCCCAGAGAGACCUCCUGUCACCUGAGGCACCUGCUGCUAGGUCUUCUGCAGCGCAACCACAACGACCGCAUGGACUUUGAGGAGUUCUUCCAUCACCCCUUCCUGGAGACGAGUUCGUCCAUGAAGAAGACUCCUGCUGUGACCAUGACAUGCUUUCCCAGCUCUGCUUCAGCCAGCUCCUGUAGCAGCUCUUCCACCUCACAUUUGGCCUCCCCACCGCAGUCCCUGGCUGAGGUCCAGCAGCUCCACGCCAAGACCCUUGCCUCCCCUACCCAGGAUGCCCCUGGCUUUCUCCUCAAGGACUCGUCUGGAGGGGGCUGCAGCAGCAAGAACUCUUCUUGUGACACGGAUGACUUUGUCAUGGUGCCCGUCCACUUUCCCACAGGUGAGCUCACCUGUGAGGAACCUACUGGGAAGGUGUUCCACGACAGUCUGAUGAACAGCGGCUCUCUACUGGCCUCUGGUGGCCUGGGCAGUCAGGGCAAGACCCCACCCCACUCCCCCUCCUACAGCGGCUCCUGCAGUCCCAUCAGUCGGCCAAGUGAGUUCUCUGGCAGUAACUGUGGUAACUAUGGUAACUACGGUCAGUCGGUGCCCAUUCCUGUUCCCACUCAGGUCCACAACUACCAGCGCAUGGAGCAGAACCUUCAUUCCCUCAGCCAUGACGGCUCCCCACAGCUGUCUACCCCGGUGCGCCGGUGCAGCAGCAAUAGUUCCCUGGGAUUCGGAAGGACUGGCCCAUCGCCGCCUUACCCAGGAGGCCACGGGUCCUUGGCUGGCCCCCGCAGGCUGUCUGUAGGAGGGGCCAGACCCUUCCAGCUCUCUCCUCAAGUGGGCACCAUCCCUGAGCUGCCAGGACAGGCAUGCCCGUUGGGCACGGGCAGCGGGGGGUCGCGGGGCGGAGCUCUCCAAUUCCCCGACACGCGGCCUCCCCCUCAGCAGAAGCAAGGCCUGGGCACCCAGCUCCACAGUGCCCCCUGUCUUCUGGAGGCCACUAGCGGUGGCGGCAGGCAGAAAAUCAGGAAGCAGCACUCGGACCCCGUGGUGGCUAACCUUCAGGCAGGCAUGAUGGCUAUGCGGCCCCUGCACUCCUCCCCCAGGCUGAGUGAACUCAUGCAGCGCAGCCCCCUCUCCACCAUCCUUGGAUCCCCCUCUAGAGCCAUACCACCCUUUGAGUUCCCAAAACCUCCCAGCUCCCCCAACCUGGUGACUUUCCUGGCCCAGCAGGGUCUGGUUCUGGCCCCGCCCGGCAGCAGGACUGCCUCAAACCACAAGGACCCAGGACAGCAGCCUACUGGCCAGCUUGGUCAAUACAGCCAGAGGACUACAGAGGACAACAAGGGCUUCGGCAGGUCUCAGAGUGCAGGUCGUCUGUCUGACAUGCUGCUGAUGGCUGCGUUUGGAGGGCCGCUGGGGGAGCACGGCAGCAGUGAGAACCUCAGCUCUGACAGAGAAGCCAUAGACAUCACAGCGCCCUCUGGUGGUGGAGCCAUGGCUGCAGGCUCAGUCCGCCCAGCCCAGGUGGUGUUCACUGUGGGCUCCCCACCCAGCGGCAGCAUCCCGCCACAGCCCUCCAGGACCAGACAGUUCUCAGCAAGCUCCUCCAGCUCCAUAAGCCCAGUGGGGUCCUUCACCAGCCGAUUUCAGACAGGCACCUAUCUGGACGGCUUCGAGGGUCCUUCCAGACCACGUUACAGCUUCACAGACCCAAUCACAGCCAACAUGGGGGGACCUGUUAGCUUCCUGGCCCCUGAGCUGCCAGAGGAGACACUGAUGGAGCAGGAGCACACAGAUACCCUGAGGAGCCUGCGCUUCACCCUGGACUUUGCCCGCUGUCUGAUGGAGGUGGCAGGGGUCAGGGGGACUGGGGCUGGGUCGGGGCAGGGGGACACCUCCCCACCCUCCCUCCUGCAGGAGCAGAGCCUAGUGGCUGACCAGAUCAGCUCCCUCAGCCGGGAGUGGAGCUAUGCGGAGCAGCUGGUGUUGUACAUGAAGACUGCAGAGCUUCUGUCGUCUGCCUUGCACACAGCCAUGGAGUGCAUCAAACAGGGAAAACUGUACCCCUCUGCUACUGUCAAACAAGUGGUCAAGAGGCUGAACGAGCUGUACAAGUCCAGCGUGUCAUUCUGCCGCUCCCUCAACGCAGGGCUGGAGCAUUUCUUCUCCCGCAAGCACCGCCUCAUGGACCACAUCAAUACCAUCACCGCCGAGAGGCUGCUGUUUAGCCACACUGUUCAGAUGGUGCAGGCUGCUGCUCUGGAUGAAAUGUUCCACCAGGGAGAGGAGUCGGUGCUGCGCUACCACAAGGCCCUGCUGCUGAUGGAGGGCCUGUCCCUGCUCCUCACAGAGCAAAACGACAUCCUCAGCGUCAGCAAGUGUAAGGAAUGCAUUGAGCGUCGCCUCACAGCUCUACAGUCAGGGCUAUGUGUUUGAGGACUCUGCUCAGCACCCGUGAUGCUGCUAUGCAAUAAUGUCACUCAUUCUGGGCAGGCACCACCAUGCCCAUUCAACCUCCCAACCAAUGCUGUAUCUUCCCCCCACCCUGUAGUUUCCAUGGAGAUGUCAGCCGGUGGGGUGUGUGUUAAGAAGUGCCUGUAGUCUGGACUGGGUAGACUCUGGACUGGUGGUCUCUGUGUCUGCCCCACCACCAAGCGCACUUAGGUGAACUGAUGUUGGAGAUGAGGGGGAAACUACGCACUCCUCUGUGUGUCAGACAGGACCCCACUAAACGGACUGACUGUGUUAGCUAUUCAGCUCUGUGCAGAGCCCCAUACACACACAGCCUCUUACCGUCAGAAACGCUACCCUGACCAACACAGCCAAGCUGUCUGCAGGAGGAUUCUACUGCAGUCAGUCACGCUCCAUUUGAUCCUGUCAGUAAUUCAGCGCUAAGCAAUCACAAAUUAACCUUCACUCCUAAGACAUGAGGUCUCACUAUAUAAGAAGCCACUCAGUGUAAAAAUAUAAUAUAUAUAUUUUUUGUGUGUUUUUCAGGGAAACCAGAUGAGUUUAAGAGCGUUAUCCCAAUUGCAUGGCCUGUCACAGCCCACGGGCCUGUGUGUGUACAUUUUGAGUUGUAUGUAGAAAAUAUGUAUUUUUCAGUUAUUGACCUUGCCUAAAGUAAAUUCCUGUGAUAGAACCAUAUACAGAAGUUUUUUACUUUAUUUAUCCCUGUCUGACACUUUAUUGAUGCUACGUUUGCCAUAUUAAGAAUGAGAAUGUUGCCCUUUAGGGCUUUGGGCCCAGUAGGUAGGUUUUUGGACCAUAGACAGGAGAAUGUAGAAAGGAUUGCUGUCUGUGCCACUGGGCCUUUGACAGGAUAUUCAAUAUGGACAGGAAAUGGGCCUCGCUGAGUAUUUCCCUUUGACCAGUGUUUGAUAUGGCAGCCAUGUUGGAAGAACAGCUGGAACCACAUACUCCCCAUUCAGCUUACUAGUCAGAGUGCUUGAGGUGAUUCAUCAUCUUAUUAUUAUUUCCUAAAGUUGUUCUUAACCAGUAAAAGGCCAGGAAUAUCACUUUGUAGACAAAUUAGACAAAGGAAUAUUGCCAAAAUUGGAAAAGAAACCAAUUGGCACUGAUCUCUGACCAAACACAUGAGAUUUAGUUGAGCUUUAUUUAAUAUUUUCCCAUUCAAACCUCUUAUGGAGUACAGCCAUCACAAUCAGUUUGAAUGUAGGGCUGCUUGUAAAACUUGUUAGCAGUAGAGUUGCCGGACUGGACUACACCUGUCAAUGAUUACUGGUGUUAUUGCACUGUGUUGAGGUUUAUCAGUACUGUACAUAAUGAAGUGUGAGGGUGAGUUAUAAGAUGUACAUGCUUGGAGAGCGUUUUAGUUUUGGAGUUAUUUCUAUGGUUUUUAUUGUAGUUUUCGGCAGUUUUGUUUUAGGUUUAUUCAUUGUCAGAUGUUGAAGUGUGAUGGCUGUCUUAAUCUUGACAGGGAAAUGUCAUAAGCUAUUAGACUUUGAAAGGUGCCUUUGUGAAAAAAAUAAUUUAAAAAAGCUACACUAAAAAAGAUUUUGGUUGUAUUGAAUAGACAAAAUGAGGACUGAUGCUUGUGUUGGAUUUUGAAAAGCAGUCAAAUGUAUCGAAUUGUAGUGGAGCGGUUGUUGAAUUUAUAUUUGAGGUGGGUGGAUGUUUCCCUAACCACAGCUUGUAUCCCCAACAAUAACCAUUAGGGGAUAGACAAAAUAUCUCACCGUGCAAUGGACCAGUGGUUAGAGGCAACCUCUACCCACUCUAAGAAGCUUGUGUGUUUUGUGUAUGCGUUUGUGUGAAACUUUGUGAAAGAGUGAAUGGCUUUUAUAUUUCCUCACUACAGGGAACUAACAGAAACAAGAGCAGGGGAGCAUUUUCCCCUGUGAAGAUUGUCUGAAUAUUUUGGUUUGCCCAUAGAUGCUUUCUUGCCUUUUCCUUUCACCAGUCAGCAAAAUGUUAAAAAAAUUAUCUUACUCUGAAAUUCUGUUGCAUAAGCAUACAGCGUAAAGGUCUAGUUUAUAUUAUACAUCCCAGAUUAAUGAUAUCGUCAUGUCUAGUGACCCAUAUGCCCAUUUAUAAAAUGGGAAAUGUUCAAUGAGUGGCUGGUAGCAAGGCAAUGGUAGUCCUUGGUUUUAUUUAUGCAUGUUUCACUUUUUUGUUUUGUUUCUUACAACCAGUAGCCUAGCAGCCAUCCUAAUGUUGUGUAAGAAUCUAAAGCAACAUAUGUUGUAUAAAUCACUCUGUAGAAGAACAACAACUUACAAGGCAGGUUGAUUGAAAAGGCUCAUGAAGUAAAAGCUUGAUCUGCACUCCAGUGCUUACAUGACACUUAAUGGAUAUCACUGAAAACAAGGUUUUGCCAACUUAAGAUGUUUGCAGUUUUGCUUUUAUGCAUUAUAUAUGCAGUAUACCUGAAAGUUUAUUCCACACUGCUGAUUUGCAUAUUUACCUUACUAUUUCAGUAUCACUUGUAAAUAAGGAUAGUAAAUUAAGUUAUUGCUCUGAAUGUGUAUAUAUUACAAAGCAUGGACAGAAUUUCCCCACCCAUCCAAAGAAAAGUAUUAGAAAUACAAACGUUCCCUACUAUCAAUUCUAGACUGUUGUUGGAGCUAUAUCUCUGACUGUACAUUUAAGCCUGUAAAAAAAAAUAAAAAAAUGAUACACACUAUUUCAAUGUCUGUGUGUGAUGUAUCAUUUCUGGUUUGAAAGGCGCUGCAGAAAUAAAAUUGUGAAAGGAA